UUUUGACCAUUUAAGAAUUGGUAAUACAAUUGAUGGAAUUGAUCAUUAGGAGAAACUUUCAUGAUGAUGGUUGCUCUUGUUUUUCUCCAACUGAAGAACUUAUAAAAUGUUUCAAAAUCUCAUGCACUGUCAUGGAAAAAUUCAUCAAAUUAAUCAUCUGCUUCUGACGUUCCGUGAAUAGCCUGAACAUUAAGGAAUAUACAGAAAGGCAUUUUGGAGAAUCGGCCUGAUUCUAUCUCUUUUCGUUCCGUUUAAAGAAAGGAAGGAUCCCGAAGAAUCAUUUAUCUUGUUGCUUCUAUGAAAAAUAAUGGCGAGGGCCAAUGUGGAUAUUGGGCCAUUGAGCGAAAACUUUAAUGAAACGAGCAAAGAGAGAUUGCUUCCCAAUCAUUCAGAGUAUGGAUUGGAUGCAUCAUUUCACAUUGAACACGAAGGAUGUUGGCGUAGAUUGUGUAAUCGGAUUAAUGCAUUCUUCAGUAAUGUUAAACAAUGUUCGAUCAAGGCUAUUGAUAUGGGUCGUAAGGAUCCACAGAAGGCUAUUUUCGCGGCUAAAAUGGGUUCAGCUCUCUCCCUAGUUUCGGUUAUCAUUUUCUUUAAAGAGCCCUUAUCCUAUGUUGGUUCAUAUUCCAUUUGGGCCAUCCUCACCGUUGUUGUCGUAUUCGAGUACAGCAUAGGUGCAACGCUAAACAAAGGAUUCAACAGGGCUUUGGGGACAUUAUCUGCUGCAGGACUAGCUUUGGGUGUUGCUGAAUUGUCUGUUAUGGCUGGAAAAUGGCAGGAGGUUGUGAUAGUGAUCAGCAUUUUUAUGGCAGGAUCCCUUGCAAGUUAUUUGAAACUGUAUCCUGCAAUGAAGCAAUAUGAAUAUGGAUUUCGGGUGUUCUUGUUGACGUUUUGUAUUGUGCUGGUAUCGGGAACUUCACAUUUUUUUCAGGCAGCUGUUUCGCGUUUGUUGCUAAUUGGGGUUGGUGCUGGUGCCUGUUUGAUUAUAAAUGUCGGCGUAUACCCUAUUUGGGCUGGAGAAGAUUUGCACAAAUUGGUGAUAAAGAAUUUUAAAUGUGUUUCUACUUCUUUGGAAGGUUGUGUCAAUGGCUAUUUGCAAUGUCUUGAAUAUGAUAGGAUACCAUCAAAAAUUCUUCUUUACCAGGCUUCUGAUGACCCUGUGUAUAGCGGAUACAGGGCCGCUAUGGAGUCAACAAGCCAAGAGGAGUCUCUGCUAGCUUUUGCUGAAUGGGAACCCCCUCAUGGCCGUUACAAGAUGUUCAAUUAUCCGUGGGCUGAAUAUGUUAAAGUCAGUGGUGCGUUGAGGCAUUGCACCUUCAUGGUCAUGGCUAUGCAUAGCUGUAUUCUUUCAGAAAUACAGGCAGCAUCAGAGUUGAGGCAGGUCUUUUGCAAGGAGAUCCAGAGAGUUGGGAUCGAAGGAGCUAAAGUUAUACGACAUCUUGGAGACAAAGUCGAAAAAAUGGAGAAACUUAGCCCUAGGGAUCUUCUUGAAGAAGUUCAUGAGGCUGCCGAGGAUCUACAACUGUUGAUUGACCAAAAAUCUUAUCUUUUGGUUCAGGUGAAGAACUGGGAAAGUUCAAAACAACCUGACCAGUUUGAAGAUCACGAACAUCUUCAGGAACUGCAAGACCACGAACCUAAAUACAUGUCGAUAAACUCCCUUAGUGAAGCAACUCUCAAUAUGAGGUCUACUCAUACAUUGAAACACCUGGAUAAUCAUAAUCCAAAUUUAAGUCUGAAUAUAUCUUCUACACACUUGUGUUCCUCUGGAAAUAUGUUCAAUCAGAUGGUGUGGCCUUCACGUCUUUCAAUUCUUGGAGAUGUGAUUAUAAAUGAACGUGAAGUACGUACAUUUGAAAGUGCAUGUCCAUUGUCGUUGGCAACUUUUACUUCCUUGUUAAUUGAGUUUGUCGCGAGACUUCAAAAUCUUGUAAAUGCGUUUCAAGUGCUUAGUGAGAAGGCAAAAUUUAAGGAACCCGCAGAUGCAGCUGGUGCAGAGGAGUCGGCUAAUCUCUAGAAAUUAAGUCGAUCUCUUUCUAUUUGAGCGAAUGCUCAUCAUGAAGAUGCUAUCAGGCAGCAAUUCACUUAGGUAAGUAUAUACUUGGUAUGAAAAUGCUGAAUGUACAUUUUACUUGGGAGAUGAUAACAAGUACUAUAGAAAGAUUUCUAUGAAAUCGAUGUCAAGGAAAUGGAUUUUUUGUUCUGCAGCAAGGCGAGAAAUUCCAGAGCUCGAGAUCACAGAAAACCUAUUUGUUCAGACUAACUAGCGUAUUCACGUAGAUAUGAUUAUAGUAGUAGUGAUGCAGCAUUACAUGAGACCUCUUUUGCAAGAUUGCAGAGGGGAAGAGUUAUUGUUUCAUAAAUAUUUUAUGUCCUGUUGGAACUUUUUUUUUUUUUAAUGUAUAUUAGUAAAGGUGUGAGGCUUUGAUGAAUUUUGGAGAACACGAUCUGUAAAAUGAAGUGUUGUUAUAUAUGAAAUGCAGAUGGGUGUUUGUCUUCUAACAUUUUCCAUUGAGUUGAUUAUUUGUUAUACACA
Capsicum annuum is the source of this 2533-nucleotide messenger RNA. Its product is annotated as aluminum-activated malate transporter 4. NCBI's taxonomy places the organism in Eukaryota, Viridiplantae, Streptophyta, Magnoliopsida, Solanales, Solanaceae. Gene Ontology annotation, biological process: malate transport. Bases 308 to 2014 code for a protein of 568 amino acids. The transcript has 6 exons. Gene Ontology annotation, cellular component: plant-type vacuole membrane. The record is from RefSeq and is a predicted model, not a curated record.